Humulus lupulus (European hop) is the source of this 3666-nucleotide messenger RNA. RefSeq names its product la-related protein 1A. Gene Ontology annotation, molecular function: RNA cap binding. Gene Ontology annotation, biological process: mRNA stabilization. Bases 313 to 3204 code for a protein of 963 amino acids. The record is from RefSeq and is a predicted model, not a curated record. Lineage: Eukaryota; Viridiplantae; Streptophyta; Magnoliopsida; Rosales; Cannabaceae. The transcript has 15 exons.
CUAAACAAUCUUCUCCUUACCGGCAAUACGACUACUUUCUUUCUUUUUUUCCUCUUUCUGCAACUGUCAAUAGUACUCACUCUCACUCUCUCUCUCCUAAAACCCUAAUUCUCUCCUCGUGCUCGCGACUGAGUUGAAACCCUCGCCAUGAUCACUGCCUACUACUUCUACCUCUAGCUCUAUUGCUCGCAAGUUCUUUCCUUUUGCCCGAUUGUGUCAGUGACUGGUGUGGUGCCAAUACAACAAUCCGUUAUUUCGGUUGAGAGAAAAGAGAGCGCUUUCGGCUUGUUGGUUGGUGAGAUCGGAGGAGGGAUGGUGGUGGCGGAGAAUGACGGUGGGGAUGAUGGAAGGGACCUCAAUGGUGGGCCCAAGUCGCCGUGGAAGACUCCGGCGGCGCUUGAUGCCAAGGCGGCUGCGGAUAUGCCUGUGAUGGGACCUGCGGAGUCUUGGCCUACUCUUACUGAUGCUCAACUGACUAAGAGUAAUCCGGAUUCGGCUAAACCGCCCUCUAUACCCGCUGCAGAGGCAACAAACGCCGGUCCGCCUUCUAAUGCAGUGGAGCCGCCGCCCCAGUCUCCGGUUGCUGUGCAGGGAUCCGUUGGGCAUCAGAAGACAUAUGGCUCAGGAAACCUUAAUCUCUCCCACAAGAAUCCAUCAUCACGACAUCAAAGAUCAGGGUCUAAGCGUAAUCCACAUGGCCCUGGUUCUUUUCCUGUACCUGUACAAGUACCUGUACCUUUUUUCCAUCCCCUUCAAGCUGCAGUUCCACCUGUCAUUCAUCCUAUGGGGCCUCCACCACCUAUGGCAGUUCCUGCGUAUGCAUACCCGCCAUUCUCUGGACCUGUUCCAAAUGUUGAAACUCAUUUGGGAAAAUCUGGAUCUGAGACACCAGUUCAAGCUUUUAUGACACCAGCUCAGCCUCUCCCUCUCCCGCGAGGGGACCAAAAUGUUUAUCCUGCCCACUUUUCUGGUAGAAGACCCACUACACAAGAAUCUGCCAGCCAUUGGAAUCAGAAUUGGCAUCACCAACGAGCAUUUAGGGACAACGUUCCAAUGCAACAGGGUGUCGGACCAAGAACUUUCGCCAGACCUCAGUUUUUUCCUGCAGCUCCCGGGUUCAUGGUCGGACCAAGUUUCCAGGGACCAGGAUCUAUGUACUACGUACCAGUUGCACCCCCAAGUGCUAGGGGUCCUCCAUAUAUGAUUCCAUACUCUCUUAGCCCUGGGGCUCCAAUGGUAUCCCCGAAGGCCUUGGAUUUAAAAAAUGAUUUAGUGAAACAAAUAGAGUACUAUUUCAGUGAUGAGAAUUUGCAGAGUGACCGUUAUUUAAUUUCUUUAAUGGACGACCAAGGGUUGGUUCCAAUAUCCCUCAUUGCGGAAUUUAAAAGAGUUAAGAAAAUGACCACAGACAUACCAUUUAUUCUUGAUGCGCUGCAAGCCUCAGUUACUGUAGAAGUGCAGGGCAACAAGAUACGGAGGCGUGAUGGGUGGGAAAAAUGGGUUCCAGCGCAGGUCGAUUCCAUUGUGACAUCAAAACCCCAUACUCCCUUGGGCAAACUUUCAGAGAAGUCUGUCUUUGAUAACAGUGAUGGACAUGGUGAUAGCAAAAGGGAGGCUUCUGAAAAAAAUGUUGACCUAGCACAAAAUGAUGAAAAAUUGACAGAGCAGUUUCCUCUAAACAACAAUGCUGGUGGAUCUCCUUUACAUUCAGGUGGAUGUGGUGACUCAAUUGGGAAGUCAAAUGUUCCAUCUAACAGCAAAUGCUCAGAUCUUGCCAGCAAUUUGUCAACUUGCACAGACCACUUGCAAGGUACCAAACUUUCAGAAUGUGAUGAUCCUUGUACUGAAGGCACUCAAAUGUCAACAGAGGUGGCUAUUAAGAAUCAUGACGACAUAUCCAAUGAUUUUGCCAAUACUUUUAUGCUCGACGAAGAACUGGAACUUGAGCAUAAAGUGACAAAGAAUGAUGGUCUUUCAUCAGCUAGAAGGCACAGUAGAAUGGAUGAUGAAGAUGAAGAGGUCAUAGUUAAUGAUCAAGAUGUCCAAAGACUUGUCAUCGUCACUCAGAAUAGUGGGGUAAUUGAUGGAUCUACAAUAGGUGGUAAAGAAUCGAAACCCAUUUCCAAUGAGCUUGCUUCCACUAUAAAUGAUGGUCUUUACUUCUACGAGCAGGAACUGAAAACUAAGCGGUCUGGUCGUAAAAAGAACAACUCUAGCUAUUGUGCUUCAGGACUGUCAAAUUUGAAACCUGGAGAAAACUCUGCUGGAAACAAUGGACUUGAGGACUCUGGAAGUGCUAAUUCUCGAAAGAAGCAGAAUAAAAGUUUUCAAAAACACCAGUCAUCCCAUAAACAGAGAUUUUUUUCUAGCACUUUUAGGAAUCAUGGAAGUGGUCGGCAAAUAUCAGGAAUCAUAUCAGAGAGCCCACCUAGUAACUCAGUUGGAUAUUUCUUUGGGUCCACCCCUCCUGAAAAUUAUAGCCUAAGGUCUUCAAAAUUGAGUGUUUCUCCACAUGGGAUCCUCUCAGGUAGUAGUCCACCCGUGGGUUCUUUGCCCAAGUCAUUUCCACAGUUUCAGCAUCCAAGUCAUCAGCUUCUUGAGGAGAACGGUUUCAAACAACAGAAGUACCUGAAGUACCAAAAGCGAUGCCUUAGUGACAGAAAGAAGCAUGGCAUUGGUUGUAGUGAGGUGGAUUGCUUCUCCGAACUUCUUGGCUUCCUUUAUUUUAUUUUAUUUAUUAACUUAUUGAUUUUGUGGGGGUUUAGUUUCAGAUUUUGGUGCCUAUGGCCACUAAUAAAAGAAAUGAAUACUCUUUAUAGAUUUUGGUGUUAUUUCCUUAGAGACAAUUUCGCCCCUUCAAUGUAUAACGAGUUCCAGAAAUAUGCGCGAGAAGAUGCUGCUGCAAGUUAUAAUUAUGGAAUAGAAUGCCUUUUCAGGUUUUAUAGUUAUGGUUUGGAAAAGGAAUUUAAGGAGGACUUAUAUAAGGACUUCGAACAGCUUGCACUUGAGUUUUACCGAAAGGGCAAUCUUUACGGCCUUGAAAAAUAUUGGGCGUUUCAUCAUUAUCGUGAACAACGUGACCAGAAAGAGCCUCUACAGAAGCAUCCAGAAUUGGAUAGACUGCUUCGGGAAGAGUACCGUUGCUUGGGGGAUUUUCGCGCCAAGGAGCGAAGUGCUGCUACCUUGAAAGAGAACAAUCAUUAGCUAGUUAUAAUGCCUACCUGAGUGGCAUUAGAAUUGGUGAAAUGAUAAUCAAUUUUGAAUGACAGAUUCAGCCAGCUUGUUAAAGAUUUUUGGAGUUCACGGCCAAUUUUUGAUUUGGAGGCAAAGAAAAGAGAAAGAGAUGGUUUUUUUUGUAUAAUAUUUUGUUGCUGGGAUUAUUUACACACCUCUGUGAGGGCUGCUGACUGCUGAGUUUUUUUUGUUGGAAGGUUUUCCUUUGCUCGUCGGUAUGUCUUUUGUACGGAGUUAUCUGAGCUUGGAGAGGAGGUGCCUGUCAUUGUAUUCUCUCACAUUUGAUCCUUCUUUGGAUUGUAACAUGUAUAUAUAUCAAGCCAAAAAAAAAAAAAACGAAAAAAAGCAAAAAAAAAAAAAAGAAAAAACUUGUAGUUUAGACAUUGUGAAAAAUGAAAUAAGAGUUUUGAAAGUCUAAUUUGUUUUGGUUAA